AUGGUGAAUGCCAACAGGACAGAUUGGGCACAGAAGUUAGAUGAUGCUCUAUGGGCAUAUCAGACAGCUUUCAAAAUGCCUAUUGUUGAGCUUGAGCAUAAAGCACUCGGGGAUUUGAAGAAGCUGAACCUUAGUUGGAGCGAAACUGCAAACCUGAGGUUGGAUCAGAUCAAUGAGAUGGAUGAGUUCUGUGUGGGAGCCUAUGAGAGGUGUGCACUGUAUAAGGAGAGGAUGAAACUAUAUCAUGACAGGCAUAUUGAGAAAAGAAGAUUCACUCCUCGUGACUUGGUGUUACUUUUCAACUCCAGACUUCGUCUGUUUCUGGGAAUGUUGAGAUCCAAAUGGUCUGGACCUUUUAAGGUAACACAAGUGUUUCAGUCAGGUGCUAUUGAGCUGGAAAAUGAUAAGGGCGAGAGGUUUAAAUCCAAUGGCCAGCUAAUCAAGGAAUACUUGAGUGUUCCAGAGGAUGUGAAGAUUGUGGAGGAAUUUAAACUUGAUGAAGUCUGA
This is a messenger RNA of Solanum tuberosum (potato), 507 nucleotides long. RefSeq lists its product as uncharacterized. The transcript is spliced from 2 exons. Bases 1 to 507 code for a protein of 168 amino acids. Lineage: Eukaryota; Viridiplantae; Streptophyta; Magnoliopsida; Solanales; Solanaceae. The record is from RefSeq and is a predicted model, not a curated record.